UUUUUGACAUUCGAUCAAAAAGGAUAACGUCAAAACCAUUCAAAAGUCGAAUUAUCAAAACAAAUAGACAUGAACGACCAUUAAAUUUAUACAAGUAUUUUCUAAAAUUUCUACAUUUCAAAUAAAAAAAUAAAAGCACUAUAAACAUCACUCGAAAAAUUUGAAAAAAAGGGAAAAAAGAUGGAUGAAUCGGAAGAAAUCAACGAUGAGAGUGACCACGAGGUGGACAGUCCCAGUGGGUACUAUACCCGAGCCAAAAGAAGGAAACUUUCUGAAAAAUACAGUGAUAAAGAGCAAUGCUCUACCAGUCAGCUGCUCUAUCGCAGCACUGAGCUUGGAAAGAGGAAGAACCCUAUCAUGUUUGUGCCUACAGAAGUACUACAAAAUAUAUUCAAACGUAUUUCAUAUCAUGAAUUAAGUACCAAAAUUCGUCUGGUUAAUAGAAGAUUCAAGACUGUUGCAGAAGAUAUGUUAAAUAUCGGUUUUAAAUGUUUGGAGAAGAAAAUACAGAAUCUUAUAAGGAUGACGGAUAUAAGCUUGGGAUAUACCAGAGAUGACAUGGAAAUUAAGUGCAUUUCAAAAUUAUUGUGUAUGUUAGAAAUUUUAAAUUUACAGUACGCCAUCAUUGUAGCAACCAUUUGGAGGUACGUCUAUAACGACUAUUACAGGACACCACGUUUCUGCAUGUAUGCGGGACUCAUCAUCGAUACACACGAGAGCUUCUUUUACAAGUUUUCUCACUGUCCAUGUCAGUUAUAUGCCGCCCCUGUACUACGGGAUUACUCCUUGCCGCAAGAAGUGAUGAAGAUCAUCCAAAUGACGAAAUCAUUUUGUGUACACUUUGACAAGACCAACGAGGAACCGUUAACCAAUUCGUGUGUCUUGAGCGGUUGCAAGAUACUGGAUUUACUGGAUUGUUCGAAAUUUUGCGAGAGAAUCGUACAUUUUGAAAGAAAAACCGGUGAUAAUUUCUUUGCGAAGUACAGUUAUUUUUUCAAAAACUCCUGGUUUGUUGCUAUGCCAAUACCCCCCACUAAAGACAUGGAAUGGUCUCAAAAACAAAGGAUGAUGCACAUGAGACUGAGGAGGAUAGUGCUAGCCCACAACGACAUGUAUUUGCAACAAGACCAAUAUCAAAGAGAGAUUGCUCUAAGAUACGACCACAGAACAAGUAUCAAGAAACCAGGCAACAAUGUUUACACAGGCUAUGGAGACAUCGAAGACAGAUUUUUUUAUUAUGGCGUAAUGAACGACGGUGCUUUUAUUCAGAAGUUUCACCCCGAUGAAGGCAACGAAGAACAAGAUGACGAAGAUGAUAUAAACGAUAACCCUGUUCAAAAUCGAGGAGAUGUAGAAUUGGUCAGGGUUAAUUCUGAAGAAGAUGUGUUCUACAGCUUGCCUUAUUUAGGGUUCAGAGUGGAUGUUACUGUAUGUUGCUCUCCUAUUUACGCACCUUUAAAAUUCAUGAAAACUCUUUCACACGAUGAUAGAAGGAAAGUUUCCAGAAAACAUUCAGUAAAAGACGUUACGCAUAUCCACAUGGAUUUUGAAUGUUUUGGUGCCCACUAUGCGCGACUGCCCACCAGAUAUCAAUACGUAUUCCGACCCAGAAAGAAACCCAAUUGAAAUUGACCAUUUACGUUUAUUUACAAGGAGCUUUUUAUUUAUGGUGUCCUGCAGGGACAAAUUUUAAUCCCUUUAAUUUCAGAUUCGUUCAGACUGUGAUAUUUUUCAUAUUUACAAUGUAUUUUUCCUGCUUUUUUAUUCUUUUCUUUUCUUUUCCAUCAAAUAAAUGAAUAUUUUUUAUGGUUAUACUGG
This is a messenger RNA of Sitophilus oryzae (rice weevil), 1818 nucleotides long. RefSeq lists its product as uncharacterized. The record is from RefSeq and is a predicted model, not a curated record. The transcript has 9 exons. Gene Ontology annotation, molecular function: protein binding. NCBI's taxonomy places the organism in Eukaryota, Metazoa, Arthropoda, Insecta, Coleoptera, Curculionidae. The coding region runs from base 181 to 1626 and encodes 481 amino acids.